This is a messenger RNA of Physcomitrium patens, 1152 nucleotides long. RefSeq names its product ATP-dependent Clp protease adapter protein CLPS1, chloroplastic. The record is from RefSeq and is a predicted model, not a curated record. Gene Ontology annotation, biological process: protein catabolic process; proteolysis. NCBI's taxonomy places the organism in Eukaryota, Viridiplantae, Streptophyta, Bryopsida, Funariales, Funariaceae.
CUUCCUUUCAGUCCACUUCGUCGCCCUUUCCCGAGCACCCGACCUUUUAAUUCUGCUCUACAAUUGCUUCACAACCUCCGCUUCAAGGAUUUCCCUCGUCCACAUUACAAAUAUCAAAUCCGCAGACGCACGGAGACUUGAGAUCAGUGGCCUUUUGCAUGCGACUCGCGGUUUUUGGCCUUUUUUUUGUCCCCUAUUUUUCCAUGAUCGGGUGAGGAGGGGUUUUCCGGAGCAUAGAAUUGAUGGAUUGACGUUGGAAGUAGAAUUGUUGGGCGUGAGAUUAAGCGGCGUUUCGAGGGUGGAUGUUGCCCAAGGAUUCAAUUGUGUUUCUCCUACAAGAUAAAAUCUGUUCGAGCCGGUGACCUAUAUGUAAAUCCUUUUAUGUUGCUACAGCCGUCAUUUAUCUGGAGCUCAAGGUUCUCGAGUGUUGAUUCUUGGAGAAAGACGUCGAGCAUUUCCGCAGGGAUGGCGGGAAGCCUUCGCCUGUUCGUAUCUAUCCCAGCUACAGCACGCCACUUUGGAAUCAAUGGUGUGGAGAAGGCACAAAGAGUCCAUAACAGAGUAAAUGGAAGAUAUAAAAUCAAUGCUGCCUCAGGUCCUAGCCAAGGAGGGGGUGUACUGGACAGACCAACCAUUGACAAGCCCACUCCUGGUCGUGAGAGCGAGUUUGAUCUCAAGAAGAAAAAGAAGAUGUCACCCCCAUAUCGUGUUAUGCUCCACAAUGACAACUUCAACAAGCGUGAAUACGUUGUCCAAGUUCUGAUGAAAGCCAUUCCCGGAAUGACAGUAGACAUCGCUGUGAAUGUCAUGAAUGAGGCCCACAUCAAUGGUCUUGCAGUUGUUAUAGUGUGCCCUCAGGAAGAUGCUGAGGACUACUGCAUGCAGCUGAGAACGAACGGUCUUUUGAGUUCAAUAGAACCUGCAAGCUGUUAAUCACUUGUCAGGUGGACCUUUGAGUGUAAAGUAUAUGAACGUAAUCUGUGUAAUAGAUAGAUUGAUAGAAGUGAUGAAAUAAUUCUAGAGCUCUUGCGUUGUGUGAGGAUUCGUACCCCAAUAUCAAUGCAAAUCUUUUACGAGCUAUUUUUUAUGACCUAGAAGCUUCUUGAAACUUGAAAAUGGCAGUGCCUGUCGAGAAAUAAAUGGGGUUACACA